This is a messenger RNA of Acaulospora colombiana, 600 nucleotides long. NCBI's taxonomy places the organism in Eukaryota, Fungi, Glomeromycota, Glomeromycetes, Diversisporales, Acaulosporaceae. The record is from the annotation of a GenBank genome assembly.
AUGUAUGACGAACUGCCACCGUUCUCAGGGUUUGGACAUGUGUGCCAACAAUUCCCUACGCAACAGAUCACCACGCCGAUUGCGAUAUUCCAUGGUGGAAGGGAUAGUCUAGGUGAUAUGUCGACAUUACUAAAGCAAAUACCCACGCCGGUACUCGUGAGAGAGAUUAUUAAUUAUGAACAUUUAGAUUUUAUCUGGGCGUCAGACUUGGGCAUCAGUGUGUAUCCCGACAUAUUUGACUUGAUAAUCCAACAUACUCAUCCCAGUUUCCGUGAAGUUGCGUAUCGUCGCGAUGAAGGCGAGCAUAAUCAACGACUUCUUGACAACGAUUCCGUGUACAGCGAUUUACAGCCUGAAGAGAUGCACUUUAGUGAGAUAAGGCACGGCGAGUUGCAACAGAGCAGCGCCAGUGACGACGAAUUAAGAAGACAAGAAUUCAUCAUCCGAGGUCAUCCACAUAAUGGAGAUGAAGAAUCGUUGACACAUAGUGAACCAGAAUUUGUGACGAUGGUAGGGGCUAGUGAGGAUGAUGACCACCGAAGAAGUCUACAAGAGAUUAUCGAGGAUAGUAGUGAGAAUGACGAUUUUGCAAUGAGUUAG